CGGCGCGUCUUCCCGGCGGCCGCGAUCCUCCAGUCCGGGGUCUUUUCGAUUACAGUUCCGCCGCCCGACAAUGGCGGAAAACACGGAUACUAUAAUGGAGGGCAGGUCUCGGGACAAUUUCUCCGUCUCCGAAGAGGCUCGGCGAGUUGGUUAAAGGCCUGCACGCUUGUCUCUCUCUUCUCUUACCGACUCCCCCUAUCCAUCCCUCCCUCCCUCUUUCCUCCUCCUCCGCUCGCAGAAAUCUAUAAAGAACAAAAAAUCCGCCGGGGGAGGGGGUUUAUGCGCUGGAGUCGGAGAGCAGAGGCUAACCCAGGAAAGACGAGCGCUUCGCACACGGGACUUUCCCCCCCUUAGUCCCCAAAAAGGAGGGGGGAAAGUAAAACAAUCAAAGAAGGGAAAGGCGAAUGAAGACCGAGAAAGAAGGGAAUUCGCCUGUCUUUUUCUGGAUAUAUAUAUUUAUAUAAUUCGCGAAAAAUAUGGCCGAGAACGUUCUGGACUCCGGCCCGCCUUCAGCCAAGAGGCCUAAACUAUCCUCUCCGGCACUUUCGGUCUCUGCCAGCGAUGGAAAUGAUUUCAAGUCGCUGUUUGACCUGGAGCAUGACCUGCCGGACGAGCUCAUCGCCUCGGCGGAUCUGGGUCUGGUCAACGGCGGGGAUGUGGGUCAGCUGCACGUGGGCCUGCCCGGGGGGGCCGGGGGCCAGGACGCGGCCGCCAAGCACAAGCAGCUCUCGGAGCUCCUGCGGACAGGUGGCCCCCCCGCAUCGGCGCAGCAGCAGCAGGCGGCCGGUGGGAGCCCCAGCAGUGCGGCCAUGGGGCUCCUGAGCAGUACGAAGGCGUCCCAGGCCAUGCCCGGCAUGGGGGUGCAGCAGCAGCAGCAUGUCCAAGCCCAGCAGGCCACCAUGAUGCAGCAGCAAGGGAUGCUGAACAGGGGCAUGAUGGGACCCCAGAAGGGCAACGGACAGCCGUCGGCACCCACACCUUCGCAGCAGCAGGUCAUGAUGGGAGGGCAGGUGAUGAACGGCUCCCCACGCAUGUCCUACUCGAACCCUGGGAUGGGGAGCAAUAACAGCAGCCUGCUAGCAGAAACGCUGCAGCAGCAGCAGCAACAACUACAGCAGCAGCAACAGCUUGGUGCUGGAGCACAGACUGGAAUGAGGGGGACCCAGCAACCGGCAGCAAUGAAUAAGAUGGGGAUGAUGGGAAAUCCAGGAACCUACAGUGCAUCGUACGGCCAGUCGGCAGGCCAGGGGCUGGGGGGGGCUGGGCUGGGCCCACAGAUGCAGAACAAGCCCCCUCUUCCCAACAGCUUGGCCCAGUUCCCUCUGGACAAGAAGAUCCAACCUGUGCAAGGAUUGCCCAACAUGGUCUCCCCCCAGCCCACCUCGAUGGUAUCCGGGGGAGCCGGCAAUGUGGCGGCUGGGGGAAUGGUGUCCGGCUCCCAGGGCACCCUGGGUUCGGCUGCCCCCGGCGCGGCGGCAGUGGCGGCAGCGGCGCCCCCCACGGCCGACCCGGAGAAGCGCAAGCUGAUCCAGCAGCAGUUGGUGCUCCUGCUGCACGCCCACAAGUGCCAGCGACGCGAACAGGCCAACGGGGAGGUGCGGCAGUGCAACCUGCCCCACUGCCGCACCAUGAAGAACGUGCUGAACCACAUGACCCUCUGCCAGGCCGGCAAGGCCUGCCAGGUGGCACACUGCGCCUCGUCACGGCAGAUCAUCUCUCACUGGAAGAACUGCACACGACACGACUGCCCCGUCUGCUUACCGCUGAAGAACGCCGGGGACAAGAGGAACCAGCAGAGUGAGUCCAUGCUGGGCUCUACCAGCGUGGGCCUGGGCAGCUCCCUAGGCACCGUGUCGGGAGGCCAGUCCAGCACGCCCAGCCUCAGUGCCCCCAGCCAGAUCGACCCCAGCUCCAUCGAGCGGGCCUAUGCCGCCCUGGGACUCACCUACCAGGGCGCCCAGAUGCCGGGGCAGCAGCCCCAGGGUCAGAUGAGCGGCCAGGCAGGCAUCAGGUCGCUCGGCACCGUGGCAGGUGGCAGCCCCAUUGGCAUGAACGGGGGCGUCGGUGUCCAGCCGCAAUCCCAGCUGCCCGGGCUGUUGCCAGACGCCUUGCUACACAGCAGCAUGGGCCCCCAGAGUCUAACGAACGACAGCAGCACCGUCAGCAACCUGGGCUCCAUGCCAGCCACUGCCCCGCCCUCCUCCACCGGCAUGCGGAAGAGCUGGCAGGAAGACAUCACCCAGGACCUGCGGAACCACCUGGUGCACAAGCUAGUGCAGGCCAUCUUCCCCACUCCGGACCCCGCGGCUCUGAAGGACCGACGGAUGGAGAACCUGGUGGCCUACGCCCGUAAGGUGGAGGGCGACAUGUACGAGUCGGCCAACAGCCGGGCCGAGUACUAUCACUUGCUGGCGGAGAAGAUCUACAAGAUCCAGAAGGAGCUGGAGGAGAAGCGUCGCACAAGGCUGCAGAAGCAGGGAGUGAUGCCUGCUCAGGCAGGCCUGCCCCCUCCGUCACUCGGCCCUCCUCCGUCCCUUGGGCCCUCUCCGCCCUCGGGGCUGCCUCCCAGCAGCCCCCUGUCUGACCCCUCCCUCCGUCCCACGGUUCCCACCCAGAUGCCGAACAGGAUGCAGAGCCCCCCAGGAAUGGCCCAGUUCAGCCAGAUGGGAAUGCAGACCCUGGGCCAGAAGCCCACCCCUCCGAUCCAGAUGGGGUCACCCAUCAACCAGCCUCAAAUGGGCAUGGGGGCGCCACGGAUGGGACAGUCCAACGUGGCUCCACUCCAGAACCAGUACCUGCCUCCGGGCCAGUUCCCCAGCUCUGGCCCAGUCCUUGGUACCGGCCCAGUUGGGAUGGCUCAGCCUGUGACGCAAGGAGGAGGUGUGCAGCAGGGUCAGAUGCGCUCCCCUUCCUCACUUCCGGUCAGUAGUCCUGCGGCGCCGCCCGGCUCUGAAGGAGGAGCUACCAUCGGGUCCUCUUUGGGCUCCUUGACACCCGGCAGCGUAGGAGGGCGCUCCCCAUCCACUGGACCCCUGCAGCCGAACUCGCUCCCCCACUGCCCGGCCAUCCACCAGAGCUCGUCUCCCUCCCCCGCCCGCAGCCGGACGCCCACCCCUCACCCCGCCACGCCAGGUCUGCUGACGCCCCAGCCUCAGACCCCAACUCCUCCUAUGCUCGGUCUCCCAGCACAACAGAUGCAGCAGCUGGGAGCUGCUCUGAGCCUGGACAAGCCCAUGCAGCUACAGCAGCAGCCGUCGAUGUCCCCCCAGGUGGGCUUGGGCUCCUCCGGCCCUGCUCAGAACGCCCCCCUGGCACCCCAGCACCCGCGCACACCACUUUCCCAGAAGCCUUCGCUCAUGGCUGACGGGCAGGUCUCCACCCCGGCCUCGGUCAGCAGCGUCGACAUGGCGGCGUCCCACUCGGGCACCUCUCAGGACACGGCUGGCGCCCUGGACCCCCGGGUUGACCUCAAGCAGCAGGAUGAGGAGGAUGGAGGGCCUGGCGGGCUGAUGGCAGGGGGCGGCCUGGGGGGGAAGCAGGUGGACAUCAAGGCUGAGAAGUUGGAGGAAGAGCCCAUGGGCGACGGGGUCAAGACUGAGCCCAUGGACACGUCGUUGGGCUCAGCAAGCGAGGACCGCAAGCCGGAGGUGAAGACUGAAGCCAAGGAGGAGGAUGAGGCUUCAGGGGCGACUGGGACUCUCAGCUCGCCCGCCAGCACUCAGAACAGGAAGAAGAUCUUCAAGCCCGAGGAGCUGCGCCAGGCCCUGAUGCCCACCCUGGAGGCUCUGUACCGCCAGGACCCAGAGUCGCUCCCCUUCCGGCAGCCGGUGGACCCCCAGCUUCUGGGAAUACCUGACUACUUCGACAUCGUGAAGAACCCCAUCGACCUGUCCACCAUCAAGCGCAAGCUGGACACGGGCCAGUACCAGGAGCCCUGGCAGUACGUGGACGACGUCUGGCUCAUGUUCAACAACGCUUGGCUCUACAACCGCAAGACCUCGCGCGUCUACAAGUACUGCUCCAAGCUGGCCGAGGUCUUCGACCAGGAGAUCGACCCGGUCAUGCAGAGCCUGGGCUACUGCUGUGGGAGGAAGCUGGAAUUCUCCCCCCAGACCCUGUGCUGCUAUGGAAAGCAGCUGUGCACGAUACCUCGCGAUGCUGCCUAUUUCAGCUACCAGAACAGCUCACCACAAUAUGGGAUUCUUGCUGACAGGUACCACUUCUGUGAGAAGUGUUUCAACGAAAUCCAGGGCGAGAGCGUUUCCCUGGGGGACGACCCCUCCCAACCACAGACAUCCAUCGGUAAAGAACAGUUUGAAAAGAAAAAGAACGACACACUGGACCCCGAACUACUUUUGGAAUGUAUCGACUGUGGUCGUAAAAUGCACCAGAUCUGUGUUCUGCACAACGAUACGAUAUGGCCGUCAGGCUUUGUCUGUGAUGGCUGUCUGAAGAAAGCCAACAAGACCCGAAAAGAGAACAAGUACUCGGCCAAAAGUAAGUGGAGGCUCCCCCAGACCAAGCUGGGCAACUUCCUGGAGGCGCGUGUGAACGAGUACCUGAGGAGACAGGCCCACCCGGAAUCUGGUGAUGUCACCAUCCGCGUGGUCCACGUCUCUGACAAGGUGGUGGAGGUCAAGCCUGGCAUGAAGGCUAGGUUUGUGGACAGUGGUGAAAUGGCAGAGUCCUUCCCCUACAGAACGAAGGCGCUCUUUGCGUUCGAGGACAUCGACGGCGCCGACGUCUGCUUCUUCGGCAUGCAUGUGCAGGAGUAUGGCUCAGACUGCCCACCGCCCAAUCAGAGGCGUGUGUACAUUUCCUACCUGGACAGCGUACACUUCUUCCAGCCAAGGUGUCUGAGGACGGCCGUGUACCACGAGAUCCUCAUUGGCUACCUGGAGUACGUGAAGAAGCUGGGGUACACGACAGGCCACAUCUGGGCAUGUCCCCCGAGCGAGGGAGACGACUACAUCUUCCAUUGUCACCCAGCCGACCAGAAGAUCCCCAAACCCAAGAGACUGCAGGAGUGGUACCGCAAGAUGCUGGACAAGGCCGUGGCUGAGCGCAUCGUGCACGACUACAAGGAUAUCUUCAAGCAGGCAACAGAGGACCGUCUCACCAGCGCCAAGGAGCUGCCCUACUUCGAGGGCGACUUCUGGCCCAACGUGCUGGAGGAGAGCAUCAAGGAGCUGGAGCAGGAGGAGGAGGAACGCAAGAGGGAGGAGAACAGCACCUCCAGCGAGAGCAUCGACGCCACGAAGGGCGACAGCAAGAACGCCAAGAAGAAAAACAACAAGAAAACGAGCAAGAACAAGAGCAGCCUGAGCCGAGCUAACAAGAAGAAGCCGGGGAUGCCCAGCGUGUCCAACGACCUGUCGCAGAAGCUUUACGCCACCAUGGAGAAGCACAAGGAGGUGUUCUUCGUGAUCCGGCUGAUCGCGGGGCCCACGGCCAACUCCCUGCCGCCCAUCGUGGACCCGGACCCGCUGAUGGCGUGCGACCUGAUGGACGGGCGCGAUGCCUUCCUGACGCUGGCGCGCGACAAGCACUGGGAGUUCUCCUCACUGCGGCGCGCCAAGUGGAGCUCCAUGUGCAUGCUGGUGGAGCUGCACAACCAGGGCCAGGACCGCUUCGUCUACACCUGCAACGAGUGCAAGCACCACGUGGAGACGCGCUUCCACUGCACCGUCUGCGAGGACUACGACCUGUGCAUCACCUGCUACAACAGCAAGGGUCACGAGCACAAGAUGGAGAAGCUGGGCCUGGGGCUCGACGACGAGAGCGGUGGCCAGGCAGCGUCAGCCACACAGAGCCCCGGCGACUCACGCCGCCUCAGCAUCCAGCGCUGCAUCCAGUCGCUGGUGCAUGCCUGCCAGUGCCGCAACGCCAACUGCUCGCUGCCGUCCUGCCAGAAGAUGAAGCGCGUGGUGCAGCACACCAAGGGCUGCAAGCGCAAGACGAACGGCGGCUGCCCCAUCUGCAAGCAGCUGAUUGCACUCUGCUGCUAUCACGCCAAGCACUGCCAAGAGAACAAGUGCCCCGUGCCCUUCUGCCUCAACAUCAAGCACAAGCUGCGCCAGCAGCAGCUACAGCACCGACUGCAGCAGGCGCAGAUGCUGCGACGCCGCAUGGCCAGCAUGCAGCGCAUCGGCCCGCCUGGUGGCGGAGGGGGCGCCGCCAGCCUGCCAUCGCCGGGGAGCGGCGCCACCACUGCCCCUGGCACGCCUACGUCCAGUGGUGGCCAGACGCCCAAUUCGCAGACGCCCACCCAACCUGGCAUUCCGCCCAUGCCGCAGCCUGGGAUGGGAGGUGUCCCUCCCACGCAGCAGCCGCAACAGAUGCAGCAGCAGCAGCAGGUCCCUCAGCAGCAGCAGCAGCAGCAGCAGCAGCAGCAGCAGCUCCACUACCCCAUGCAGAUGGUGCAGGGGGCUGGCAUGAUGAAUUCACCCCAGCAUCCACAGCAGCAGAUGGUCUCCCAAGUGCAGCAGCCUCAGCCUGGCCCUGGCCAGCAGCUUCCACAUGGAAACGCCCCCCCCCAGCACAUACCCCGGCCCCCAGGCUCCUCCCCCCACCCUCCGUCCCAGGGAAAGCCAAGCCUCGGUCCGGCCACGCCCCCCCAGCAGCAACCCAACGCUGGUCAGCCUGCCUUGCAACCGCAGCAGUCGCCAGGCCCCCCACAGGCGGCCCUGGAGAUGGCCAUGAAGAUCCAGCGUGUCGCCGAGACGCAGUGGCAGAUGGCACAGGCGCAGAUGCUGCAGCGGCAGGCGGCUGGCAUGAUGCCCCCCCACCCACACCCCCAACCCCAGCAGCCGCAGGGCGUGCCCAUGAAUCACCCAGCCAGCAGCAUGGUAGGCAUGGCUCCUCAAGCUCAGGCGGCCGCACGUGCCCACAUAGAGCAGCAGUCCCCACAGGGCACCCCCCAGGGCCCGAUGGCACCGCAGUUCCAGCACCCCCAGCAACCGCAACCGCAGCAGCAGCCAGCUUGGGGUGGCCCAGCUAUGCAGCCCCAGCCCAGGCCGGGCAUGAUGGGCCAGAUGGGGCACCCAGGGAUGGUCCCUGGCCAGCAGCAGGUCCCCCAGCAGCAGCAGGCUAUCCGCGGCAGCGCCAUGGGUGUGGGCCCCGCAGGGGCCGCAGGGACGGUGGGCAGCAACAACCUGCCCCAGGCUGCCCUGCAGGAGCUGCUGCGCACCCUGCGCUCGCCGAGCUCGUCCUUACAGCAACAGCAGGUGCUCAAGAUCCUGCGGCUGAACCCGCAGCUCAUGGCCGCCUUCAUCAAGCAGCGGGCGGCCAAAUACCAGGGCGCAGCGGCGGGCGGCCAGCCGGCUCCGGUGGGAAUGGACGUGCAGGGCGUCAGUGUGAACCCAGGGGUCCCAGUGGCGGGUAUGCAGCUGGGGCAGGGGGUGGGCAUGUCACCAGUGGCUCAGCUGCAGCAGCAGCAGCAGCAGCAGCAAAUCCAGCAAAGGCCUCUGCUCAGCAGUGGUUUGCAGCAGCAGCCGCAGCAGGGAGCCAUGUCCAAUAUCAACCCCCAGUUCAGAGAACUGUUGCUGCGGCGACAUCUCCAACAACAACAGCAACAACAACAGCAGCAGCAGCAGCAGCAGCAACAGCAGCAGAUGAGCAACCAUGCACAGUUCCAGCAGCCCCAGCCCCCCCAGCAGCAAGGAUACCUGGGCCAGCCUGGAGGUCCGCAGCCUAUGCAGCAGCAGGGCCAGGGCUACCCUGGGGGUGUGUCCCAUCAGCAGGUGGCUGUAGCCAUUCAACAGCGCCAGCAACAGCAGAACACCAUGGUCGGGCUGCAGGGGCUUGAGGGUGCAGCAGCAGGUGGCGCUGCAGGUCCCCCUCAGCAGCAGCAGAACCCACAAGGCGGCCCUCAGCCUCAGAGCAGCCAGGUACUAUUCCAGCAAGCACUGCAUCAACGGCGGCUGCAGCAGCAGCAGCAGCAGCUGCAACAGCAGCAACAGCUGCAGCAGCAACAGCUGCAGCAGUUGCAGCAGCAACAGUUGCAGCAGCAGCAGCAGUUACAGCAGCAGCAGCAGUUACAGCAGCAGCAGCUGCAGCAGCAGCAACAGCAGCAGCAGCAGCAGCAGCAUCUUGGUGGGGGCUCCCCAGCCCAGCACAGCAGCCCCAUCAGCCCCCAGCAGCAGAUGGCGCAAUCGCCCCACCCCCAUCUGCAGGCUCCGCCUCUGGCUGCAGCCGCCUCUUCGCCUGGCAACCAAGUUCGUUCGCUACAGCCCUCCCCACGGCCCCAGUCGCAACCCCCGCACUCCAGCCCCUCGCCCCGCAUGCAGCCCCAGCCGUCCCCCCACCACAUCUCCCCCCAGACGCAGACGGGCUCCCCCCACCCCGCUCAUCUUCCCCAGCAUCAUUCAGGCAUGGUGGCGCCCCAGCCCCUACAGCAGCAACAACAGCAACAGAACUCUAUGGACCCAGGUCCGUUUGGCACCGACCCAAACGCCAUGCUGUCUCAGCUCAGUGGGCUGGGGGGGAUGCAUGGGGCGGGGGCGCCAGACCUGUUGGCCGGGAACAGAGCGGACCUGGGGUCCAAUGUCAAUCACAGUACCUUAGACAUGAUGUAGCAUUACAGUGCGUUGAAAGAGUUCCUGCGGGAAUGGCGUUAGAAUUGUCCUUUUAUUUAAAACUUUCAAAAUAAAGAACUGAACUUCCUAUGGGAGAUGCUGCAAUUAAAUCACGUCAAUGAAUAAAUAAAAUAAAUUGUAAGUUACUGCUGUUAAUAUAUUUUUUGCCAGUUGUACAAAGGUUUGGGGGGGAGAAUAGUGCAGUAUUUCAGUCCAUCUGAGAAUGAGACGGGGGAUAUUUUUGGGGCUUUAGUCUGGUUAUUUGCCUUUUUAAUAGAUAUUUUUAAGAUUUUAAAAAAUGGCAAAAAAAUUAAAGGACAAACUGAUUUCAAACAACAGGCUUUGUAUUUUUUUCCCCUCCACCCAAAGCAGUCAUGAUUGUAUCUGUUUUUCUGAGUGAGGUAGAUAUUACUAUUCUUGCUACUGCAAGUUUGUUUUUUUUUUUUUUUUUUUUUUAUCCAAACAUGUAUGUACUUUUUCAAAUGCUUUACUGUUAAAUUUUUUUUGUUGUCUGAAUUGUAAUUUCUGCUGAAACUUUGUUGAAAUGACUGUUAAAAUGGGAUUGAUAUACAUACGUACUAAGAAAGGGAGAUUUGAUAUCUUGUGUUUCUCCAGUUUUGCCACUUUGUGCAGUUGGGGUAACAUGUACAGCGACGAUGAAUAAUGGGCAGUCCUCGCCCCCCCCCCCCCCCCGUGAAUGUGCGUUCUGUCCCAUAGGCUGCAGAAACCAGAAGGGUCCUCUGUUACCAGUGUUUGGGACUCCUGCUGUUGAGCAAUGUGACUGUGCGAGAGGGGGAUGUAAUAGGAGACAAACUCCAUCUCUUUCAAUCAGUCUUUGGCCCUUGAGUUCUAAUGGGCCAUGUUCUCCGCAACUCUGAAACGUACGGUUCUCCCUUGGAAGAAUCUGGCAACUUCUCAGCUCUGUAAUCCUUGCCGCGUUUGGGAUUCAGUCUGUACUGUACAAAGUAAAUAUGUUUGUGGACUCAAGCGUUCUUUCUGUUAUGGAAUCAUUCAGAAAGAUGGACCUUAAGAUGAGUGACACUUUUUUUUUUGGGUGUCCCUCAUUUAAUUUCAAUGUUCAUUUCCUUGAAACAUGUAAAUAGUAAAUUUUGUUGCAUUAUGGGUGAGGGGAAUGGAUGUGACUAAUUAGCACGUUUCGCCUUUCUGUCAGGGUUCUGGGGCGGCUUCCUGCAGUUGUGACCUCGGGUACAUUGCUUGUACUGAGGCACAGACUGGCCCAAAUGCUGGCUGGUCUCUAGGUGGUCUGCUGUGUGUCAGUUCGAAACUGACACCUUUAAUGGCGGCUGGGCGGGGGGGGGGGGGCGGCUAAUACACAACAAUGUAAGCAGUGGCAAUAUGGGUUGAGACUUAUUUUAUUAAAAAAAAUCUGUCUUUAUAUAUAGAUUUAUUUAAUUUUUUGAAUAAAACUUGAAACUACAGAUUUUUUUUUUUUUUUUUUUUAAUUUAACUGAAUAUGUAAUGGACUCCACGCCUGUUCCGGUCCCUUAUGGGGCUACUGCAUAAAUUGUGGUUUGAAGAUCUGGGUGCUGUUACAUGCACAUAAGGAGAGAUGAUAUACACACACUGAAUUACUGUACAGACUGGCAUGGCAGCCUGACUUUUUUUUUUUCCCCCUUUCCUGAAGAAAGACGAACUUGCUGACUGGAAAAAGGACCUUAACUGAAUAUUUUCUUGUUUUCCAAGGUAUGCUUUGGCCACGUCUUUGGCGGACAUUUUGGUGCUUGCUGAAAGGAAGCAAAAAAGUGGAAUUGUCGCUUUUUUUUUUUUUUUUUCUUAAAUUAUUUUGGUGGUCUUUUUUUUUGCCAACUAUUUAAUUGUACAUUAAAGUAUGUUUGUAUCCCUGGGAAAAGUAC
Molecule: messenger RNA, 10450 nt
Organism: Paramormyrops kingsleyae
Lineage: Eukaryota; Metazoa; Chordata; Actinopteri; Osteoglossiformes; Mormyridae
Gene: ep300a
Product: E1A binding protein p300 a
Biological process (GO): positive regulation of transcription by RNA polymerase II
Cellular component (GO): transcription regulator complex; histone acetyltransferase complex; nucleus
Molecular function (GO): histone acetyltransferase activity; chromatin DNA binding; zinc ion binding
Source: RefSeq, a predicted model, not a curated record